AAUGCCAAAAAUCAUCAAUAUGACAUUUCUUUGCACAUUAAACUCAUUGAAAUUGAACACACAGAUACCCUUCUCUCUCUAAACCCUAAUUUAAUUAUACUAAAUUGAAGUUUAUAUAUACUAUAUUGUACUUUUAGUAAUAUUAUUCUACAAUAUCUCACAAACUCAUGGGCUGUGCCUCUUCUCUUCCAGAUAGGAAUUCUGGGAGGUUAGGUGGUCUCAACAAUUCUGAUAACAAUGGAGUGUCUGAUGCAAAAAACCUACGUGUUAAGCUGGUAUUAUUAGGUGAUUCUGGUGUUGGUAAAAGCUGUAUUGUUCUUCGCUUUGUUCGUGGUCAAUUUGAUCCAACGUCCAAGGUUACAAUCGGAGCGUCAUUUUUAUCUCAGACAAUAGCUUUGCAAGAUUCUACAACAGUUAAAUUUGAAAUAUGGGACACUGCAGGACAAGAAAGGUAUGCUGCAUUGGCUCCACUUUACUACAGAGGUGCUGCAGUUGCUGUUAUUGUGUAUGAUAUAACAAGCCCAGAUUCCUUUAACAAAGCACAGUAUUGGGUUAAGGAGCUACAGAAACAUGGGAGCCCUGAUAUAGUCAUGGCUUUAGUUGGGAACAAAGCUGAUCUUCAUGACAACCGAGAAGUACCUGUUCAAGAUGGGAAAGAGUAUGCGGAGAAGAAUGGGAUGUUCUUUAUUGAGACAUCUGCAAAGACUGCUGAUAAUAUAAAUCAGCUGUUUGAGGAAAUUGCUAAGCGACUCCCCCGUCCGUCUCCAUCAUGAUUCCUGAACCAUGUAACUGAUACAUUUAGAUGGCUCCUAUUAUUGUGGGAACCUACCUGACUGUAUGACAUUUGUGUAUAUGGUGGUAUCUGUAAUCUUUGCUCUAUUUUAUGAUUUGGAGUCUGAUAUUGUUGUUUCCGCGAUAAUAUUAUAAAUUACACGGUACUUUGUUGAUAAAACAUCGCAUAUAAUAUGUUUGCAUUUACAAUCAAGGGAAGAAAGCUAUUUAAAAGAA
Molecule: messenger RNA, 1008 nt
Organism: Ricinus communis (castor bean)
Lineage: Eukaryota; Viridiplantae; Streptophyta; Magnoliopsida; Malpighiales; Euphorbiaceae
Product: ras-related protein RABF1
Exons: 8
Coding region: 168-773 (201 amino acids)
Molecular function (GO): GTP binding; GTPase activity
Source: RefSeq, a predicted model, not a curated record